AUGAUUUUAAUUAACGAAAAGAGAUAUGAAGAAGCAAUAAAUUAUUUUGAUAAUGCAAUAAGAAUUCAAAAAAAGGCACUUUAUUAUAUAAAUAAAGGAAAUGCUUUAAAGGAGCUGAGUAGAAGUCAUGAAGCUAUUGGGUGCUAUGAUGAAGCAAUUAGAAUAGAUCCAGAAGAAGCUUCAGCAUUCAACGGAAUAGGAAUUAUUUUAGAUAAUGAAAAGAGAUACGAAGAAGCAAAUUUAUAUUACAAUAGAGCUUUAGAAUGUAAACCAAAAAAUUCUAAAAAGAGUUCUGAAAAAUACAUGCAUUAA
Molecule: messenger RNA, 312 nt
Organism: Blepharisma stoltei
Lineage: Eukaryota; Ciliophora; Heterotrichea; Heterotrichida; Blepharismidae
Source: the annotation of a GenBank genome assembly